AUGAUACACGGAACUAAGAUCUCCGUAGAUCCGUACCGAGUCCUCAAGCAGCGGAUGCUUCGGGCCGUCGUGGACGGUAGCUCUGCCGCGACCUCCCCGUCCGCGGAGGCUGCGAGCAGCAGCAGCACCACCCCCGUCUUCUCCGAGCCGAAGCUCUUGGACGGCUUCGAGGAGGGCAACAAGUCUUUGGACAAGCUGAAGGAGCUGGGGAUCGAGGGGGCGCUGUUCGAGCACCACAAGGCCAUGACGGUGCCGGAGCAGGAGAUGGCUCUGCGAGGCGUCACCGGGGACAAGACCAAGAACUUGUUCCUCAAGGAUAAGAAGGCAGGUCUCAUCCUGGUAACGGUGAGACACGACCGCCCCACCGACAUGAAGACCCUCGCCAAGCUCCUCGGCCUCCCCGGAAAGGUUUCCCUUCGUUUCGCCGACGCGGCUACCCUCGACUCAGUUCUGGGGGUAGUCCAAGGAGCCGUGAGUCCCCUCGCCGUGGUGAACGACGUUGAGGGAGUGGCCAAGCUUGCGAUGGACAAGUCGAUCAUGGAUGCGGAGGAGGUGCUGGUGCACCCCCUCAGGAACGACCGGAGCGUGCGCAUCAAGGCGGCCGAUCUCGUCAAGUACGUGACUGCCUGCGGACACGUCCCUACGGUGCUGGACUUUUCCGCGGUCAAGGAGGCUCCCGCAGACCCGGAAAGCGUCCGAAACGCGGCUGCGGUCAAGAUUGAUCCUAACGCCGCCAAGAAGUCAGUGGCCAAGGCCAAGCAGGCGGCCAAGAAGGUCAAGCACGAGCGCAGCGAUCCCAACAGCAAGGCGGGCAUGAAGAAGGAGACGCUCCUGGCCAUCACCGCGAGCAAGUUCGACGACUUCCCCACCUGGUACAGAGAGGUGAUCACGCUGUCGGAGAUGAUCGACUACUACGACAUCUCCGGCUGCUACAUUCUCCGUCCCUGGGCAUACCAGAUGUGGGAAGCGAUCCAGCAGUGGAUGGACAAGGAGAUCAAGGAGCUCGAUGUCCAGAACUCGUACUUCCCUCUGUUCGUGUCGAAGAAAGCGCUGGAGGCGGAAAAAGCGCACGUCGAAGGCUUCGCCGCGGAGGUGGCGUGGGUAACCAAGAGCGGAGAGGAUGAUCUCGAGGAGCCGAUCGCGGUCCGCCCCACUUCGGAGACCAUCAUGUACCCCGCCUUCUCCAGGUGGAUCAGGAGUCAUCGGGACCUGCCGCUCAAGCUCAACCAGUGGAGCAACGUUGUCAGAUGGGAGUUCAAGAACCCCACCCCCUUCCUGCGCACGAGGGAGUUCCUGUGGCAGGAGGGGCACACGGCGCACGCCAGCUUCGAGGAUGCGGACAAGAUGGUGAUCCAGGCGUUGGAGUUGUACCGCAGGGUAUACGAGGAGCUGCUGGCGGUUCCGGUUAUCAUGGGCACGAAGACGGAGGCGGAGAAGUUUGCGGGGGGCCACAAGACUACCACUGUGGAGGCGUACAUCUCGGGCACUGGCAGGGCCAUCCAGGGGGCCACCAGCCACCACCUCGGACAGAACUUCGGCAAGAUGUUCAAGAUCCAGUACGAGGACGAGAACGGAGAGCAGGCAAUCCCGUGGCAGACAAGCUGGGGCCUCACCACAAGGACUCUCGGUGUGUGCGUCAUGUGCCACGGGGACGACCAGGGCCUGGUGCUGCCUCCGAGGGUGGCUCCCCUGCAGGCCGUCAUCAUCCCCAUCGUUACCAAGAAGGUGAAGCUGGAGACGAUCGUUGAGUUCGCAGACCCCAUCGUGAAGAGCCUCAAGGCUGCCGGCGUGCGAGUCAAAUUUGACGACAGGAUUAACUACACCGCCGGCUGGAAGUACAACCACUGGGAGCAGAAGGGGGUGCCCAUUAGACUGGAGGUGGGGCCCCGCGACAUCGAGAGCAAGCAGACGGUGAUGGCGAGAAGGGACACCGGGGAGAAGAUCACGGUGCCCGAAGACGAGAUCACGUCCAAGGUGGUGGAACUCCUCGAGACAAUCCAGGCUAACCUUUUGGCUAGGCUGACAGCAGAACGCGACGACCACUUCACGCGCGUCACCGAGUGGGCGGAGUUCGUCCCGGCGCUGAACAGGAACGACAUCGUGCUAACCCCGUUCUGCAACGAGACCGAGUGGGAGGAGAAGGUGAAGACCCUGUCCCGCGCCGAGGCCCUGAAGGAAGGCGAGGUGGAGCUGGCGACAACGGCAACCUCUGUGGCCGCGAAGACCCUCUGCAUUCCCCACGACCAGCCGGAUCUCCCCGAGGGCACCCCAUGCUUCAUCAGCGGAAAGCCGGCCACGUGCUGGGUGCUAUGGGGGCGGAGCUACUGAGAAAGUUUUUGCCUCUUUCUCCUUUCGUUUUCCGGCCCAGGGGUGUUCGCAGUUGGGGUUGAACCUGUGUUGUCGGUCCCCCCCCCAGGACGUGUCGAUGCCGGUGGGCGUGCGAAUAGCUGUAGACGGAGGAAGCUCGGAACUGCUCGUGUAACUGUGUAGCUGAUGCCAGCAUUGGCCGGGGUUAGGGUAAUUGUGUUUUGCGCCAUUGCUUUUGUCUCUCAAGGAAUGGCUGAAAGUUAGGAAAUUGCUCUAAGCUACUUAUAAAGUCGGGAUGCUUCGGCAUCAUUGCCAUGCACGUUCUCUCGGAAUCCGGGGUGAACCGCCGACCUGGUGUAGGCUAUCGUCCUACUCUGUUCGAAAAGCCCCACUGGAGCAAAGGUGGUGUGCAUGGUGCGAAACGACUCUAUCUGGCGAGUUAGCUACCCUUUAACGCUUUGUGCUCUGUCGUGGGUGAGACUGCUGUCCCGCAUGUGGUCCGCCAUGGAGCAUUGUAUGCAUACGGUUCCCGGGGCGUUGUUAAGGAGUGCCCGGCUACGUUGUCACACCUUUCUUGUUUUUUCUAUUUUGUCGGUUAGGCCCCUCGAAUUUUAUUUCCCGUGUCUCCCAACCUGGCAUCGCGCGGUCCAGAAAUUUCCGUUGUCCUUCCAGGUCGUUCUUUUCCGAUUCCGUUUGGGCAUUUUUUAUUUUUUAUUUUUUCAUUUUUUUCUGUGCUCGCGCUUUCGGUUGUAGUGCCGAUCCUGUGCCUGCAACUUGGUCCCCGAUUGUAUCCUACUAUGCAUAUUAUGCUUCUUUUGUUUGUCGUACGGGCAUUCCCGAACGCAAGUGUUUUUUUUUUUUCUCCCAUCAUUGGACUCUGUCGUCUGCCUCUCUGGCCCCAAUCCUCCACUUCUACUAGCUAGACGACCCAACCGGGGUCACAUAGGAGGGGGGGGCUGGACCCCCUCCUGCGGUUCCUGCCUGAGGUAUUUUUAUCGCGAGAAGGGUACAGCAAUCCCUUCCCUCGCGACUUACGAAGUCGAUAAUGGUUUACUAACAACGAGCGCUGCAACGUGCUGCUUUCAUCCUACACCAGGAUUUAUUUUGUGAGAAAAAACUCACUCUCCCGGGACUCGAACCCAUGACCUGGCCCUUAGCAGGCUGCGAG
Molecule: messenger RNA, 3475 nt
Organism: Ectocarpus sp. CCAP 1310/34
Lineage: Eukaryota; Phaeophyceae; Ectocarpales; Ectocarpaceae
Source: the annotation of a GenBank genome assembly